CGUUCUCGCCCGCUACGGAGAGAGGAGCACCGAGCAAGGACGUCACAGCGAGAUAUUCCUCCUCGCGAUGCCUUCCGUGGAAAGACUUUACUGAGAAUACAAGCUGACUAAAAACAAAAUAAAACUUUAGGCUUGUUGUAUUCUAUUCUCAUAUACUAUCUGCCGUGUUCCUCUGUGUAUGAGGCUGAUCCUAGCGUCGCGCCUGGUCUCGCCGUCUCUGCGCGUGUCUCAACGUAGCCCCGGCCGGCUUUGUUCGAUUUUUGACAGCAGUAGCCUCUACUCGUUACCGCUACCGACAUGGACCGUUCAGAGAGGGACAAUCGAUCAGACGAGGAAACCGAAUACGAAGAGGAGGAGAUGGAUCCUAGGAUCCAGGGAGAGCUGGAGAAACUUAACCAGUCCACAGACGCCAUCAACAGAUGUGAAACUGAACUGGAGAGCGCCAGGCAGAGGUUCCGCUCUGUGCUGGUGGAGGCCACCCUGAAGCUGGACGAGCUGCUGAAGAAGAUCGGGAAGGCAGUGGACGAGUCCAAGCCCUACUGGGAGGCCCGCAGGGUGGCUAGACAGGCCCAGCUAGAGGCCCAGAAGGCCACCCAGGACUUCCAGAGGGCGGCGGAGGUGCUGCGGGCUGCCAAGGAGACCAUCUCCCUGGCCGAGCAGCGGCUGCUGGAGGAGGACCACAGGCAGUUCGACUCGGCCUGGCAGGAGAUGCUCAACCACGCCACCCAGCGGGUGAUGGAGGCGGAGCACACCAAGACACGGAGUGAGCUGGUGCACAAGGAGACGGCGGCCAAGUACACCGCCGCCAUGAGUCACAUGAAACAGCUGGAGAAGAAACUCAAACGCACCAUCAACAAGUCCAAGCCAUACUUUGAGAUGAAGGCUAAAUAUUACCUGCAGCUAGAGCACCUGAAGCAGAAGGUGGAUGACCUGCAGGCCAGGCUCUGCCAGGCCAAGGGCCAGUACAAGGGGGCCCUCAGAAGCCUGGAGGUGAUCUCAGACCAGAUCCACGAGCGCCGGCGCUCCAGCGCCAUGGGCCCGCGGGGCCGGGGCGUCGGUGCAGAGGUGGACGGUGUUGCCUCGGAGACGGACGAAGGCUCUAUAAGCUCGGUGUGUCUGGAGGAGGAGGUGUUUGGCGGCGGCGGCAGCAGCCUCAUGUCCGAGGAGGACUCGGACACCCACUCCCUCUGCAGCCUGGGCUCCUCUCCCACCACCCCCCUGGACAUCCUCUCUCCUUAUUCCUUCACAGGCUCCUCCUGCUCCUCCUCCUGCUCCUCCUCCUCCACCUGCUCCACGUCGUCCGCCAGCCCCUCCCCUUCCCCGUCGCCCUCCUCCACCUCCUCGUCCUCGUCCCCUGCCCAGUCGUCGAGGCCCUGCAGCCUGGACCUCCCCGGCCCCGCCUCGAUGGCCGGCCUGGGCCUGGUGUCCCCCGUGCUGGGUCCUCGCAGCCAGUGCAGCGGGGCCUCGUCCCCGGAGUGUGACCUGGAGAGAGGUGACCGGGCGGAGGGUGCAGAAGGCAGCCAGGACGUCCCCUCCACUAACAGCAGCAGCAGCAGCAGCAGCUCCACUGGCCCCAAAAAGACCCUCAGCCUGGAGGGGCGCUUCAGCUUCCUCAACCUACGCCGUCCGCGAGCCAACGCCACCAAACCGGCGGCCGCGGGGCCCAGUCCAGCCGUGGUACUGGUGAAUGGAGUCUAGGGAAGGGGCAUGAGAGGGAGGGGGGAGGGAGAGGAGUUCAUCGCACCACCUCUGACUCAUAUUCUAUGUUUUGAAAAAUGGACCAGUUUGGACUACUACGAGAGCGUCCAUGUUGGCUCAACAGUGAACUGCUAGGGAAGGCGUCCAUAUUGGCUCUGCAGUGAACUGCUAGGGAAGGCGUCCAUAUUGGCUCUGCAGUGAACUGCUAGGGAAGAAGUCCAUAGUGGCUCUGCAGUGAACUGCUAGGGAAGGCGUCCAUAUUGGCUCUGCAGUGAACCGCUAUUGGGGGUGUCCAUGUUGGCUCUGCAGUGAACUGCUAUGAGGAGCGUCCAUGUUGGCUCUGCAUUGAACCACUAUCGUGGGCGUCCAUGUUGGCUCUGCAUUGAACUGCUAUGGGGAGCGCCCAUGUUGGCUCUGCAUUGAACUGCUAUGGGGAGCGCCCAUGUUGGCUCUGCAGUGAACCGCUAUGGGGAGCGUCCAUGUUGGCUCUGCAGUGAACCGCUAUGGGGAGCGCUGUAAACGGAGGACCCUUAACGUUGGACAACGCUGAUGGAUGUGACUCCUAUGUUGUAGGAGUGAAAGACUGGACCGUGAGGAACAGGUGGUGUUCGCUGAAGGGGAUUGGAGGAGAACAGAGACACAAACGUUUGUCCUAGUGUUAUGUUUUUCGUACCUUUUGUGUUAGCAUUUUUUUUUUACACACUCAAAGAGGACCUGCUGUUCUUGUCUCAGACAAAAAAUGAUAAAGACACACAAGUAGCCUGGACAUAACACUGAGUCUGAGAAUUCUAACAAUAAGUGUUGUCUAUGCUUCAUAUUACAGCAUUGGGAUUAUAAGUAAAUAUCAAAAUCAAGUGGGUUGUUCUUGUGCAUGUCUGUGCCAUUUAUCUUUUGAAUCCAUGAAAGUGUUGUCAUGGUAAAAGUAUUACGUAUAAAUUAAGCGUCUUCUUCUACUUGUGGUUGUACUGAAAGACUGCAAAUUAUGAAACGAAAAUGGCCACUGCUGAACAUUGAGUAUACUCCUAAACCUUACUAAAGGGGCAUUAUCAUGUAUGUACUAGUAUUCAUUAAGAGAUAAUGAAUACUAAUGCUUUUUAUGAUGGUGAAUUUGAGAUACAAUUUAGCAGCAAGAAUUGUUGCAGUUGUGUGCUAAAAGUCUGUUAGAUGUGUGUCUCAACUGUACUGAUUUAAACUUAUUGUUGAAACGAUAAUUGCGUCUUUCACUGCCAGUCUCAAAUCAUCAAAUAUUCUUCAGCCAUACCACUAAAGCAUCAUUUGAUUCUGAAUGUUAGCAUAUAGCUAAUGUGGUGACUGGGUUUUCUUUAAGGAAUGUGACCAACUCAAAAAAAGACUGCUUCCCAAACACCGGAAGAACCUCCUCCAGCCCUCUGAACAAAUCAUCAGUUUGAAGUUGAACCGUUUCACCACCCUCUUUCCUUGCUUCUCUUGGUGCCUGGAUAAAAGAAGUGGUUAAAAAUGUACGCAAGCUUCUGCAUUCUGUGAUAUUUUGUGAUAUGUUUCUGUAAAAAGAAGAGUGAAUUUACAGGACUAUAUUUGUGUAAUUGUCAAUGUUUUGUAUGUUAGAUUUAGUAUGUCUCCUACAGUGUGCAUUUAUUUUUCUAGUGGGUUGUGCUUCACAUGUUUUUUUUUAAUUUCAGAUAAGAGUCAAAUAAACAAUUGCUGAGCAGUUCCCUGUCCUGCUUAUUCAGUUUAAUGUGGUGCUUUAGCCUGCAGGUAAGAUUUAAGAUUUAUUAUUUGAGUGUUAUUUGUUAGAAAAGGUAAAGCUAUCAGGCAGCUAUAAGUGAGCCAAGUACACACAUAUUCAAUAGAAAACAAUAACACUUAAGAUUUAAACACAUAUAAAACUAAUACCAAGUUCCUGUGCGAGGGCAGCUCCUCUGCAUUACUCCUUCAGCAUCUCAACUUCCCCUUCAUUCAGUCUUUUAAGGCCCGUUCAAAAGGUCUCUGCUAUGCCUGGCUUACUUCAGUCUUUGAAAACAGGUCAGUGGUUGUGUGUCCCAGGGUUACAGGGACACAGUAGCUGGGCGAGGCCUUGCUGCUGAAUGGGCAGGACAGUGCUGCCGUCCUGGAAGUCCAGCCUGGCUCUGUUGAUCAGAGGUGCUUUGAGAUCAAUGAAUAUCUAGGUUUGUGGCAGUUUCCAUAAAAAUAAAAAAAUCACCAUGCUUUAAGCAGACAUAUAUAAAAUGAAGUGAUAGUGAGACAUCGUUGAACUUUGGUUGUACUGACAAGCUUUUCAGACUCCUUGAUAUUUAUUUUUCAAUCCAAGUGAACUUGAUAUUUAGAUUAAUAUCCCAAGUCUAAAGUGGUAUCAUCAGACUUUAGAUUCAUAUCUAGAAUAUAAUAAAGAUUAAAUAUUGGUGUGCGGCUUAUUUAGCUUCACAUUUGUUCCGACCGAUCAUGUUUCUGGCGGCAGGGGCCUCCACGAACACAGACUGAGAAGCAGUUGUAAACUGCAAAAUAAAAAGUAUUGAAAGGCUUCAAAUCAACACCAUACAAUGGUUGCUGUAGAAAUACACUUGUUUAAAGCCCUUUGUGAAAGCUUGACCGACUAAGCUUUCUUCUGUAAAAUAGGAGAGAAAAGCUGGAGAUCGCUUACAUUUUUAACAAGUGAUGAUGGAGAGAACAAGAA
Gadus chalcogrammus (walleye pollock) is the source of this 4348-nucleotide messenger RNA. RefSeq names its product SH3-domain binding protein 5b (BTK-associated) (gene sh3bp5b). Gene Ontology annotation, biological process: intracellular signal transduction; negative regulation of protein tyrosine kinase activity. Bases 298 to 1698 code for a protein of 466 amino acids. Gene Ontology annotation, molecular function: protein kinase inhibitor activity. The record is from RefSeq and is a predicted model, not a curated record. The transcript has 9 exons. Gene Ontology annotation, cellular component: cytoplasm. NCBI's taxonomy places the organism in Eukaryota, Metazoa, Chordata, Actinopteri, Gadiformes, Gadidae.